AUGUCGACGAGCGGCGGCGGCGCGCGGUCGUGGUCGCCGCCGCGGCGGCCGAGCCGGUACGACUCGCAGAAGCGGCGGGACUGGCACACCUUCACGCGGUACCUGGCGGCGCACCGCCCGCCGCUGGAGCUGUGCCGCUGCAGCGGCGCGCACGUGCUCGAGUUCCUGCGCUACCUCGACCGCUUCGGCAAGACGCGCGUGCACGCGCCGCUCUGCGCGGCGUACGGCGGCUGCGGCGGCCCGGCGGUGGCCGCGGCGCCGUGCCAGUGCCCGCUGCGCCAGGCGUGGGGCAGCCUCGACGCGCUCGUCGGCCGCCUCCGCGCCGCGUUCGAGGAGCGCCACGGCGCGCGUGGGAGUGGGAUCUGGACGUCGUCGCAGUCGCAGCAGCCCGCUGCCGACGGCCGCGGCGUCGGCGUCGGCGACGCGGAGGCCGCCAACCCCUUCGCCGCGCGCGCCGUCAGGCUGUACCUGCGCGAUAUCCGCGACGCGCAGUCCAGGGCGCGCGGCAUCUCCUACAGCAGGAAGAAGAAGAAGCGGGGCAAGCAGCAGGACGGCGCCGCCGCCGCCGCACCUGGGUGCGCCCGCCCGCACGUGAACGGCGCGACGACGUUAAUGCCUGCUGCUGCUCUGCCGCCCGCACCGCCUCCACCACCGCCGCCGCCGCCGUACUGCCUCGCCGGUGUGCCCUUCGAGUUCUGUGACUACGGCACCGUCCUCGGAGGAGUUACCGCCAAUGGUGCGCCUGGUUUCUACCUGGCAUCACUGUUCAACACCUUCGGCUAG
Molecule: messenger RNA, 783 nt
Organism: Miscanthus lutarioriparius
Lineage: Eukaryota; Viridiplantae; Streptophyta; Magnoliopsida; Poales; Poaceae
Source: the annotation of a GenBank genome assembly